GUGACAAGGUUGCUACAUGCAGUUUACAGUGGCACAGUGUACAUGUGAUAAUCAGCUGACGUGCCAUCACAAGACCAGUGAGUGACUGUACGGAUACAUCGUCUGAUGCUCAGAACGUCCAUGUUUACCGACCCAGCAGUCCGUACCCUGGUGUCAGCGGUUGAGAUUCACGCAUGGCGCUGUGUUAUUUUCAUCCUAAUACGCCCCCUUCCUGUGCGGACAAACGAUUCAAAAGCGUCUUCUUUUACCUUUUUAAUUAUGGAAACGCCCCGUGCAUUGCAAGUAGGCAAGCUGAAGUGGAGGGCCAACCGGUCAUUUAUGUCUUUGAUCGUUUCGAGAAGCUACAACGUAUCAGUAUCGCGAUCGCCCGGAGACUCGACGUCGAAUCCUGUUCAUUUUGGAACGGAGAGCCUGAAGAAUAGACCCACCCAAUACCGGAACGACGCGUCACAGACUAUCAUUGACCUAGCUGAGCCAAGACAAAGACAACAAUCUUAUGACCGGCCAUUCAUGAAGCAAAUGGAGGAUUCUGGGACUCGAGAGCGGUCUCAUGAGAAAUAUGACAAUGUUUAAAUACCCAGAUUGUAUCAGUAUGAGACGUUCUAGCGUGAAAAUGCUACAAAACGGAGCAUAGGUCUUCUGUGCACCUGGGGCUUAAUUCAAUGACUCACAAGGAUACUCCCUAGCAACGCUAAACCCCAACCGGCGGAAGGCCUUACUACAAUCAUUUUUACUGGAG
Colletotrichum navitas is the source of this 739-nucleotide messenger RNA. RefSeq lists its product as uncharacterized. The coding region runs from base 106 to 573 and encodes 155 amino acids. The transcript has 3 exons. NCBI's taxonomy places the organism in Eukaryota, Fungi, Ascomycota, Sordariomycetes, Glomerellales, Glomerellaceae. The record is from RefSeq and is a predicted model, not a curated record.